Molecule: messenger RNA, 3429 nt
Organism: Prorocentrum cordatum
Lineage: Eukaryota; Dinophyceae; Prorocentrales; Prorocentraceae
Source: the annotation of a GenBank genome assembly
CCGAUUCGCUGAGGGAAGGCGCUGAGAUCGAGCUCGCAGGCCUGGGAAGCAGACCCUCCAGCAAGGAGUGGCGGCUCUUUCUUGGCUGGAGCCGUGCCUUCGCACGUGAGCGGCAUGCCUCCCCCCUGACAGCGCGCUCCAGCGCGCACCGUGGCGCUGGCUGCGGCCACGCUGCGCACGGUGAAGCUGCGGCCGCGGCCAAACUCGACAACCGCGUUCCACGACUCGCAGAGUAACUGCUCGCAGAUGACCUGGAACCGCCGCGGGGCAUUUACGAUACCCUACGUAGAGAAAGACAAUCUAUGUGUUUUCGGACGUUUGCGCCUAGGCAUUUUGCGAGUAGUUAGUGGAGCGCGCCCCGUGAAGAGCGGCCAAACUACGGCUGCGGCCUCGAGCGGCGAUCGCGGUACGACCCGCGCGCCGAGGCGGCCUGCGCAGCCCCCGCGCCCUCCGCGGGCGGCUGCAGCCUCUGGCUCCCGGCGCGGCGGCUGCCGUAAGACCCGCGGGCUGCCGGGGAAGGCGGCGCCUCCGGGCCCUCCGCGGCGGGCUGCAGCCCCUGGCUGCCCGCGGACUCGCUGCCUGCCUGCAGGCCCGCCAGCCUCGAGCGGCGGUCGCUGGGCCGCGCGGCGCCGGCACCCUCGGCCGCCGCGGCGGCUGCCUGGAGGCUCGGGCGGCCGGAGGCGGGCGGCAGCGUGCAGCCGGAGGGGAUCCUCCGCGGCGCCCCGCCGUCGUCGUCGUCGUCGUCGUCCGAGGAGCCCCCGGAACUCCGCAGCGGAGACACGUCGAGCACGGAGCUGCGGUAGGUCCUCCUGGCCUGGGGGGCGAGCCGCUGAGCAGCCUCCGAGGCCCGGAGGCCCGUCGGCCCGGUGACGGUCACCGUCGGCGGGUCGGGCGCCGGGCCCGGGGUGGACGGGCGCGAGGCGGAGCCCUGCGGGGGGCUGCCCUGGGCGGAGAGCCGGGCGGUGGCCGCGGCGAUGGCGAGGACGCCAAAGAGCAGCCCCGCGAGGGCCACGGCACCAGCGCCGGUUCCUGCCUUGGCCGCCUGGGGGUCCCUGGGGCUGCUCGUGCUCGAGGGGCUGGGGUCUGGGCUGCUGCUGGCUGCGGCAGGGCUGCUACUGGCUGCGGCAGAGGCGUUCGUCGUGCCGUUGGCAUCGCCGCCAAACAACCAUCCAACAAUCCCGAAGACGCCGUGCCGUGCCAUCCAACCAGUCGUUGUCGUUCCACUCGCCGAGGUGCCAUUGGCAACACCUGCGGCUGCCGCUGUGCCAUUGGCAGCCGUGCUAUUUGCCGUCAUCCCAGUCGCCGCGAUGCUGGUGGCGGCGCCUGUGGCCGUCACAGUGCCAUUAGCAGCCGUCCCAACCGGCGUCGUGCCAUUUGCGGUCGAUCCAAUCGCCGCCGUGCUGUUAGUAGCAAUGACGGGUGCUGACGUGGCGUUUGCAUCUGUGGCGCUGGUGCUGGUUCCAGUGGAGUUGGCGCCCGCGGUAAUGGCUGAAGCGGCGUUGGUGCUGGUAGCGUUCGUGCCCAUGGCGCUGGCGCCAACUGCAGCGUCCGUCGCAGCAACGCUGGCGGCCGGUUUCGUCACAGGCGCAGGCGCAGCGGCCGCCGGCACAGUGGAAGGCGCCGGCGCCACGACGGUGGCCGCCGCUGGUAACGCCACUGUGGCUGGGGCCGCAACGGCUGCCGCCGGCAGGGUGGCCGAGGCCGGUGCCACAAACGUAGCCGCAACUGUGGCAGGGACUGCUGCCCUGCCUGCAGCCUGAGUGGUGACCGGCACUGGCGCCAUGAUGGUAGCCGCCGCUGGUGAUGCCACUGCGGCGGGGGCCGCUACGGCUGCCACGGGCACUGUGGCCGAGGCUGGCACCACGGCGGUGGCCGCCGCUGGUGAUGCCACUGCGGCGGGAGCUGCAACGGCUGCCGUCGGCGCGGGGGCCGUCGCUGGCGCCAUGAUGGUGCCCGCCGCUGGUGACACCACCGCAGCUGGGGCCGCAACGCGGCUGCCGUCGGCGCGGGGGCCGUCGCUGGCGCCAUGAUGGUGCCCGCCGCUGGUGACACCACCGCAGCUGGGGCCGCAACGGCUGCCGUCGGCGCGGGGGCCGUCGCUGGCGCCAUGAUGGUGCCCGCCGCUGGUGACACCACCGCAGCUGGGGCCGCAACGGCUGCCGUCGGUGCGGGGGCCGUCGAUGGCGCCAUGAUGGUGCCCGCGGCUGGUGACGCCACUGCGGCAGGGGCCGCAACGGCUGCCGCUGGCACGGUGGCCGAAGCUGGCGCUACGGCGGUGGCCGCCGCUGGUGACGCCACUGCGGCGGGGGCCGCAACGGCUGCCAUCGGCGCGGUGGCCGUCGCUGGCGCCAUGAUGGUAGCCGCCGAUGGUGAAGCCACUGCAGCUGGGGCCGUUACGGCUGCCACUUGCGCGGCGGCCGAGUCUGGCGCCAUUGCGGUGCCCGCCGCUGGUGACACUACCACAGCUGGGGCUGCAACGGCUGCCGCCGGCGCGUUGGCUGGAGGCGGCGCCACGACGGUGGCCGCCGCUGGUGAAGCCAGCGCGGCAGGAGGUGCAACGGCUGCCGCUGACGCAGUGGCUGGCGCUGGAGCCACCACGGUGGCCGUCGAUGGUGGAGCGGCAAGAGCCGCAACGGCCGCCGCGGGCGCAGUGUCUGUAGGUCCAGGCUGCGCCGUCCUCACGGCUGCUGGCUCGCGAACCACGGCGCCAGACGCAGCGAACACUGCCGUCGUAGGAACCUGUACCGUCGCCGCCUUCGCUGCUGAAGCCGUCCCCGCAUCCUUGUUACCUGCGGUUUCUGCCGCUUCGGGAAGUUCCGCCAGACCAGCAAACAUGGAUAUGGGUGCCACUGCACUCGCAGCAGGCGCAGCCACGCCAGGUGCUACUGUAUACGAGGUGGCGGUGGUCCCAAGCACUGAAGCGAUGGCAGUGCCUGGCGCCGCGCCCAACUGCAGAUGCCCAUCAGGGGUAACAGCGGCCUCCAAGACAGAGGUGCCAGGUCGUCGCUCAGGUGGCAGGGGCUUCUGUGAGUCCAUAACUAUAUGCCCAUCGGCGGAAAUCGACGCCGCAACAUUUUGGUGCGUGCGCCUUGGUGCACUGCGGGGAAGGCCAUGUCGACCAUCGUCACCUAAUUGCCUUGGUCACGGCCUGGUCGGACAUCUGCAUAGAAGCUGACCUGGGCGGCGUUCUCCACCACGGUGUGGUAUGGAUACGCUGGCGCUCCCCCCGAUCCUCGCUCCGGACCAGGCGCCGCCGCUCUGGCCGCUCGAAGGCCGCAGCAGAGCCCGCCAGGAGGGCCGCGCACACGAGCGCUCUCCAAAGGCCGCCGCUACCCAUCCGCGUUUUCUUUUGGGGGGCCGCGUCAGCAGCCGUGCGGCGGCCACACAGGGCGCGCCUGCGGUUGGCUGGGAGCCAGCCCCGCGGCCUUG